AUGAUGCAAGUCAAAUAGUCAAACACUUUUUUAAAUAAAUUAUUUUUUUACAUAGAAUUCUUGAGUCAAUUACCUUUGAUAAAGAUUCUAAUUUUAUAUCUUACUUCUGACAAACUAUUUGGAAGAGGUUUGACAUAUUUUUGAAAUUCAGUAGUACUAGACACUCACAAAUUGAUGGCCAAACUAAAGUUGUGAAUAAAACUCUAGGCAAUUUGAUUUGUUGUAUUUUAGGAGAAAAGUCAAAAUAAUAGAAUUAUGUUUUGGCACAAGCAAAGUUUGCAUAUAACUCAAUGAUUAAUCAUUUGACUAACUAAUAUCUAUUUUUAAUAGUAUAUUAUUUUUCUCUAAGAAUUCUAUUAUAUUUAUUAUAAAUAUUAAGACUAGUUAGAACUAGUAUUACUGUAAAUAAUAUGAUAGAUUUAUCAAAAUAUGUUAUGAAGGUGUGAUACACAAUCUCACAACCAAUUAUGAGAAGUAUAAAGUGACAAUAGAUAAUAAAAGAAAAAAAAAGAUAUUUGAAGUUAAAGAUAAAGUGAUGAUGUACCUUCAUAAAGAACGAUUCCUAAUAGUUAGCUACAAUAAGUUGAAGCCAAAGAAAUAUGGGUCAUAUCAAAUUCUACAGAAGAUCAAUGAUAAUAUGUACCUUAUUGAGCUCUCACCAAAUAUGACUAUUUCACCCACAUUCAAUGUUAGUGAUAUAUAUGAGUACUAUGAUGAUUCAAAUGAAAACUCAAGGAUGAGUUUUCUUGAAGGAGGAGAGACUAACGUAGCCCAAGACACAAGUUGAACUGUCAACUUUGAAUUUGGGCCCACUUAUUUUGAAUUUGGGCCAUGAAGUAAAAAGUACAAAAAAAGAGCCCACAUAUGUCACUAGUGGGCCAAAAGUUUGAAUUUGAGCCCAUUUUAUGUCCUUUCACUUUUAGAAAAUACUUUAUGUCUCAUUCUUUCUAGAAGAGACUUUAAUGUGGUUUAGUCUAUACCUAAGAUAUGUUCAGGAUUUCUAACUAUCAAAGUUUGUACUUAAAAUCUACUUAGGAUCUCUAACUGUCAGAGUCUGUACCUAAGAUAUAUUUAGGAUCUUUAAUUGUCAGAAUCUAUUUUAGGUUAUUUCAGAUUUAGUCAAAGUAUUUUUAGAGGACAUGUCUAAGAUCUCAAUUUGUCAAAGUCUGUUUUAAAUCAUUUCAGAAUUAGUCAGACUUUGUUCUUAGGAUAUGUCAAGAUCCUCCUUUUGGAGAGCACCCAACCUCCUUUCUAGGCUUAUAUAAAGGCCUCUAUUGUGACUUGAGGUCCUCAUUUUUUAGUUAAAUCAAUUUUCUCCACUGUGAGAAUCUUUCUCUCUAGCUCCACCCCUUGUGGAUUCAAGAGUUGAAGACUUCAAAUUUGUAGAUUCAGAAGUAGGUUUCUUCUCCAAGAUUGGAGCUUUAUAG
Molecule: messenger RNA, 1427 nt
Organism: Spirodela intermedia
Lineage: Eukaryota; Viridiplantae; Streptophyta; Magnoliopsida; Alismatales; Araceae
Source: the annotation of a GenBank genome assembly